Antechinus flavipes (yellow-footed antechinus) is the source of this 7431-nucleotide messenger RNA. RefSeq names its product tectonin beta-propeller repeat containing 2 (gene TECPR2). Gene Ontology annotation, molecular function: protein binding. The record is from RefSeq and is a predicted model, not a curated record. The transcript is spliced from 18 exons. Lineage: Eukaryota; Metazoa; Chordata; Mammalia; Dasyuromorphia; Dasyuridae. The coding region runs from base 257 to 4090 and encodes 1277 amino acids.
AGCUUGCCCCACCCCUUGCCAAGAGCCUUGACGACUGUUGCUACCCGGCGCUGACUGGUCCCGCGGCAGUGCUUGGGAACAAGCUCCCACAAUUCCCUGCGCGCGGGGUUCGCCUUCUUUGCCGUCCCCGCCCACGACGCCCGGCCCGGAGGACCUGGAGCAUGAGGGUCCCAGGUCACUGUCACCUGAGGGAGGGUUCUUUGGACAUCAAAGUAAAUAUUUUCUUAUCUCAAGAUCAUUGUCAUUAAUCUUCACCAUGGCGUCUGGGAAUGAGUCAGUUAUGUUUAAAGAGUUUUGCCCCUUAUACUAUCUUCUUAAUGCCAUUCCAACCAAGAUACAAAAGGGCUUUCGCUCUAUUGUGGUUUACCUCACAGCACUUGACACCAAUGAGGACUAUAUUGCAGUGGGCAGCAGCAUUGGGAUGCUUUAUCUUUACUGCAGACAGUUAAAUCAAAUGAAAAAAUACAAUUUUGAGGGGAAAACUGAAUCUAUAACAGUUGUUAAACUCUUAAGCUGCUUUGAUGAUCUUGUGGCAGCUGGCACAGCCUCAGGGAGGGUUGCAGUCUUUCAGCUUGUGUCUUCAUUGCCUGGUAGAAAUAAACAGCUUCGGAGGUUUGAUGUAGCUGGUAUUCACAAAAAUAGCAUAACUGCUUUGGCUUGGAGUCCCAAUGGCAUGAAAUUAUUCUCUGGAGAUGACAGAGGGAAAAUUGUCUUUUCUUCUUUGGAUCUUGACCAGGGAGUCUGCAACUCCAGCUUGGUGUUAGAAGAACCAUCUUCAAUUGUGCAACUAGAUUACAGUCAGAAAGUUCUUCUAGUUUCCACUUUACAGAGAAGUUUGCUUUUUUACACUGAAGAGAAAUCGGUCAAACAAGUUGGAACCCAACCAAGAAAAAACACAGGGAAAUUUGGAGCAUGUUUUAUACCUGGGUUAUGCAAACAAAGUGACCUCACAUUAUAUGCUUCAAGACCUGGGCUACGGUUAUGGAAGUCUGAUGUCCAUGGAACGGUUCAGGCUACAUUUAUUUUAAAAGAUGUGUUUGCUGGAGGAGUAAAACCCUUUGAACUAUAUCCUCGACUGGAACCAGCUGACAAAGGAAGUUGCACUUUCUCAGAGAAACACCUAGGGCUUGUGUCAUGCUUCUUUCAAGAUGGCUGGGUACUGAGCUGGAAUGAAUAUAGUAUUUAUUUAUUAGACACUAUAAAUCAGGCUACAAUUGCUGGUUUGGAAGGUUCAGGUGAUAUUGUAUCUGUAUCCUGUACUGAAAAUGAAAUAUUCCUCUUAAAGGGGGAUAGAAACAUUAUAAGAAUUUCAAGCCAACCUGAAGGACUAGGAUCAUUAGGUAGAGAUGGCACAGAAACCUUGGGAUAUUCUGAGAAAAUCCACCUGCAAAGUUUGGAUAAGCUAGGGGCCUUUAGUAGUGAAACCAGAAACAGAGGCUCCUCAAUCACCAGUGAAUCAAGAAGUCGGAGUAGUUCUAUGAAUUCUAUAGACAGUAGUUCUAGUUUUCUGACAACUGGAGACCAAGGGUCCUCUGAAGUAUUGAAAGAAAGCCAGCAUUCUCAUAGGUUCAGUGUAAUUAGCUGUGAAGACUUUGACCAAGAACUUAUUGUGAAACCUAUUAAAGUGAAAAAGAAAAAGAAAAAACAAGAAAGUGGGACCAGGAAAACACCAAGAUCUCUUGAAGGAACUCCAUGUUAUGAGCAUCAGUUUUCUGAUGAAAGUCCUCACUCAACAACCACAGACCAAUGUUCUAUGACCUCAAGUUUUCUGAGCAGCAGUCUAGAUCAAACAAGUACAGAUUCUCCUGAUCAGCAAAAUAUAUUCAGUGGGGAAUUGCAUAGUGUUUUACAGGAAAAUAAUGACUCUGAAACCUUUAGUGUUCUUGAAGUGUCAGAAUCUACCCCAGAUUUAUUAGAUUUAGAAAAUGAGAUUAAAUAUCAAAUACUAAAAUACAACCAUGAAAGUGGAAUGGAUACAGAUAAUUUAGUUUCUAAUCUACCUGUGCCUCUAACUGAAGAGGAAGUAGAAGUUGAUGAUACAUCAGGACUCAAACCCAGACAUUUUCUUGAGGAUGAUGAGCAAAGUAGUCAAGAAUCUCCCAACCAUGAACAAGGUAACUUUACUAAAUUACAAAAAGCAGGUGAAACAAUAGAUGAACUGAAAAUUCAAGAGGCUGAAAGCACUUUUUCUGAAAAAAAUUGCACAGAAACACAAGCAGUGCCUUUGAUUCCUAAUACUUUAUCAAGUGCUGAGAAACUGUUGCCUGGAAAAAGAAAUGAUGAAAACUGGAUAGAAAUGCCAGGAAUACCAGAAUGUUUUUCAGUGAAUGUGACCCUAGAAAACCUCAGUUCAGAUUCCUGCCAUAGCCCCAUAAAAGAUAAUGAUUUUGAUCAGCAGGAAAAAAAAUUACUUUCUGAAUUUGAUUUUGGAGCAGAAUCUAUUCCUCAGGUGUCUGUUUCAGUACCCAUUAUCAACGAAACUAAGAUUAAACAAUCCCUACAAGAGCCAGUGUUAACAUCCAGUGAUGAAGAGGAUAUUUAUGCUCGUGGUCUGCCUUAUUCGUCAUCUGAAGCUAGUGUAGCUGAACUUGGUGGUAGUCUUUCUCUCCAGGAUGUGGCCAAAGCAAAUCUUGAGGAAACAGUUUUGUUAAAAUCAGAUCAGUUUGCAGAAAGCUGGAUGGGAUACUCUGGCCCUGGCUAUGGAAUCUUAAGCCUUGUGGUUUCAGAGAAGUAUGUCUGGUGCCUGGACUACAAAGGUGGACUAUAUUGUAGCGGCCUCCCUAGUGCUGGAAUACGGUGGCAGAAAUUUGAAGAUGCAGUCCAGCAGGUGGCAGUCUCUCCUUCAGGUGCACUUCUCUGGAAGAUUGAACAGAAAUCUAACAAGGCAUUUGCCUGUGGGAAAGUAACCAUCAAAGGAAAGCGGCAUUGGUAUGAAGCACUGCCACAAGCUGUAUUUGUAGCUUUAAGUGAUGAUACUGCUUGGAUUAUUAGGACUAAUGGAGAUUUGUACUUACAAACAGGUUUGAGUGUGGAUCGUCCUUGUGCUAGAGCUGUGAAGAUUGACUGCCCAUAUCCUCUGUCCCAGAUCACAUCUAGAAACAAUGUGGUAUGGGCAUUAACUGAACAAAGGGCACUUCUGUAUCGAGAGGGAGUGAGCAGCUUCUGUCCCGAAGGGGAACAAUGGAAAUGUGACAUUAUAAGUGAAAGGCAAGCUUUGGAACCUGUAUGUAUAACUCUUGGAGAUCAGCAAACCAUAUGGGCUUUGGACAUCCAUGGAAAUCUCUGGUUCAGAACUGGUGUUGUUUCCAAGAAACCUCAAGGAGAUGAUGACCAUUGGUGGCAAGUAAGCAUCACAGAUUAUGUGGUGUUUGACCAGGGCAGUUUGUUCCAGACAAUAAUUCAUGCCACACACACAGUGGCAACAGCUGCACAGGCUCCUGUGGAGAAGAUGGCAGAUAAACUUCGAAUAACAUUUUGGCCACAGCAACUUCAGUGUCAACCAAGCUUGCUUGGGGUCAAUAAUAGUGGCGUUUGGAUCUCAUCAGGCAAGAAUGAAUUCCAUGUAGCAAAAGGAAGUCUAGUAGGGACAUAUUGGAAUAAUGUUGUUCCACGUGGUACUGCUUCAGCAACAAAAUGGAUAUCUGUGUUGGCUUCUGCAGCUCCUACUAAAGAAGGAAGCUUUUUGUGGUUGUGCCAGAGUGCCAAGGAUCUUUUUUGUGUGAGUGACCAGAAUCCACAGUUCCGUCCUUCUACAGUUCAACUUCCUCCUGAUACUGAAAUGAUAGCAUACUCUGCCUGCCAGGAUGCCAUAUGGGGCUUAGAUAACUUUGGACAAGUGUUUAUCAGAACACUGUCCAAAAGCUGCCCAACAGGAAUGCAUUGGAUGAGGCUGGACCUUUCUCAGUUAGGGGCUAUAAAAUUAAUCAGUUUGUCAUGUGGAAACCAACACAUCUGGGCCUGUGAUUCCAGGGGUGGCGUUUACUUCCGAGUAGGAACCCAGCCUCUAAAUCCUAGUUUGAUGCUUCCAGCAUGGAUAACAAUUGAGCCACCUGCACAGGUUGAACAAUUGUGUUCAAGUGACAACUUCUAAAGUGCCACUAACCGGCUAGAAACUGGAAAAUGAAUGGAUGCCCAUCAAUUGGAGAAUGGCUGGGUAAAUUGUGGUAUAUGAAUGUUAUGGAAUAUUAUUGUUCUGUAAGAAAUGACCAGCAGGAUGAAUACAGAGAGGACUGGCGAGACUUACAUGGACUGAUGCUAAGUGAAAUGAGCAGAACCAGGAGAUCAUUAUACACUUCGACAACGAUAUUGUAUGAGGACAUAUUUUGAUGGAAGUGGAUUUCUUUGACAAAGAGACCUGAGUUUCAAUUGAUAAAUGACGGACAAAAGCAGCUACACCCAAAGAAAGAACACUGGGAAAUGAAUGUGAACUAUCUGCAUUUUUGUUUUUCUUCCCGGGUUAUUUAUACCUUCUGAAUCCAAUUCUCCCUGUGCAACAAGAGAACUGUUCGGUUCUGCAAACAUAUAUUGUAUCUAGGAUAUACUGCAACAUAUCCAACAUAUAAAGGACUGCUUGCCAUCUAGGGGAGGGGGUGGAGGGAGAGAGGGAAAAAAAAAUCGGAACAGAAACGAGUGUCAAUAUAAAGUAAUUAUUAAAUAAAAAUUAAAAAAAAAAAUAGAAAAAAUAAAUAAAUAAAAUAAAGUGCCACUAACCUAGGGCACCGAGAAGUUUAGCAAUUUACCCAAGCUCCCACAGUCAAUGUUUCAGAAGGUAGGACUUGAAAUCUAGGUCCUGCUAGCUUCUAGGCUGGGCUUCCCCAUUGUCACUUCCAGGCUCUUCCCUUACUUCCCCAUCAGUCAAUAAUCUAUCUAUCUCUGAAGUUCCUGCUAUUCUGUCUAAUCAAAAUCCUGGUAGCUGUUGUCUACAGACUCCCAGGUCACUCCCCUUCCUUCUUCAAUGAAUUUGGUACAUAGCUCACGAUUUUUCUCUUCUCUCUGACUCCUGCCCUUUUACUAGAAGACUUAAAUGUACAUCUUGGACUCUGCCUCAAACACUGUAACUAUUCAGUUUCUCAAUCUAUUCACUUCCCAUGAACUACUAUUUCCACCUUAGCCACAACAAGUAUUUGUGGUGUACUUAGCACCAUGCUGCUAGUAAAUACUACACUUCACUUAGAUUACCUUUUCAACUCUACACUGUCCUCCUCUCUUAUUUGCUGCUACUCUUGUCAUAUCAGUGAUUAUAUCCAGACAAGCUCAGUCUUGGAUCAUUCCCACAAUUCAUCACUUUCACUCGUGUAGGUGAAGGUGAAGAAGGUGAAGAAGGUGACUUUAGCAUAUAGUAGGUACUUAAUAUAUGUUUAUUGAAUAAUUUUUAUUCAUAUAUAUAAAACAAAGCCUAGAUUAUCUGAAGCUAUGAAAACCACAAAAUAAAAUACAUUCACAGUCCACUUGACAAGAUCACUACCUAGUUUUUGUUUUCUUUUACUUUUAAUACUUAUUAUUUUUCCAUUGGUAUUAUUUCUUUUCUUUCUUCUUGCAUUUCAGCUUUCAUUUAUCAAAGUAGUAAUAAUAAAUAUUUAUUAAGUUCCUACUACACAUAAGAAACUAGAGGCACUAGAGACAAAAGACAAAAAUGAAACAGCCCCAGCUCUCAUGAAGCUUACAUUCUGUGGAAAAAAAAAUAUGUAUCCAUAAAAGUAUAUGCAAAAUAAAUACAAGAUAAUUUUAGUGUAGAGGGAGGCAUUAGCAGCUGUGGGGAAAAGAAAAGACCUUUUGCUAUUUGUGCUGAACUUUGAAUGCAACCAGGGUUUGAGGCAGAGGUAAGGAGUGACUGCAUUUCAGGUGUGAGAAAUGGGUUCUGUGAAAGCAUGGAAACAGAAACACAACUAAUAAAUGGCAGACCUAGAAUUUCAGUCUCAGUCUUCAGAUUUUCUAUCAGGUUUCUUUUUUCUAGGUAGCUUCCCUGUUGUGAGAGAAAAUUAUUCUUGGCAAAUUUGCCACUUGAACAGAUCAUCUUUCAGUUUACCUCAGCUAAUAUUUACUAAAGGCCAACUUUUUGAAGAUUAUUGCCCACUUUAGUAAGAAACAUUUCUUAACAGAAACAUCUGUCAUACACAUGUCUGCUACUGUUAUUUAUGAUGAACAGCAUUUUGAUUACACAUUCUUCAACAGUUUAUGUGCUGUUGAUGUAAGUUUUGAUUUUCUUAUUAGGGAAAUUGAGGGGAGGAGGCCAGGUAGAUUCCAAUUCAUACUCAUAGGUUGACUAUGCUAGUCUAAGCCAUCAUAGCGAUAGCUGUGUCAGUCCAGUCAGACUGUCCAGUCAGUCGAGUCUGAAUGGAGGAAAGGGACUACAUAUGCAAUUGAUUGAAACUUUUUUUUAACAUGGAUCAUGAACUCUCAUUAAUUCUCAGAUAAGUUCCAAACAUUGGAGUACAUUCAGAAGUAUCUGCUUCUGAUAGAAAUUAACAGUCUUCCAUUAAGUUUCAUAAUAUUCAAGUGAAGCUCCUUGCUGAUAGGAAGGUCAGAGUUAGAAUUUUGUUUGCUGCCAUUGAGAUUUUUCUUCAACUUUGAGCAAGCUUGAGGACUUGGACACAUAGUAGGCUAAGAAUUUAUAGAUUUUUAGCUUCUAGCAGCAAACAUCAAAAAAACUACUAUCUGAAUCAGUGAGAUGUUAGCAUUACAAAGUAAAAAAUUAUAAUUUCCUAAUCAUAGGCAAAUAUCAUAGAAUUCUUGAAUGGGGAUUUUCAAGUGUAGCCCUGUUCUGCAUUACAAAUAAACCAGUCAAGAUAUAAAGUUCUAUCAGUCAGAUUACAAAAGUAUAGCCUCUCAUUUAAGGUAAGGUAGGCAUUACAUUAGGUACCAAUCUGGACCAGAUGAAAAUUGCAAGCACAAAAAUGGAACAGUUCCAAGAAGUGUGGAGGGUAGGCUGGAGAUAAUACUCAGUAAUGAAACAGCCUGUUGAAAUUCAUUUCAUAGACCAUAAGGACCUAUAAUGACCAGGUUUUUCAGGAAUAUUACAGUGAUCUCUUUAAAAUCAGAAUAUUAGCAUUCGAAUGAAUUAGAGAUAAAGAGUAAAAACUACUUUCCUUUUACAGAUGAAACAGCCUAUGCCUAGAGAGUUAGUUGUGCAAGGUCAAAUAGUAAGUAAUACAACUAAAAAUCUAAUUCAGGUCUUCUUAACUCCAGGUACAAUGUUUUUUCUCCCAUGUCAUAGCAUCUCUACAUCAGGAGUUCUUAACCUCCAAAGUAUUCAUGGAUAGAUUUCAGGAAAUCUCUAUACUUGGAUGGAAAAAAUUUUAUAUUUUUAUUUUUACUGUCCUCUAACUGAAAUGUAAAAUUUCCUUUUAUUAUGAAUUUCUCUUAGAAACAUUAUUCUGAGACGUGUUCUUAGGUUUUUUCAGAUUGCCAAGGAAUCACAGACACACACACACA